AUGCUUGACGAUAACAAGUUGAGCCAGAGCUGUUCUAAAAAAGCCAGGUCUCUUGACUCUCAGUAGUGACAAAUUAGAAGUUGGAACAAUCUUUUCAUGUAGAUCCAGAGAUGGCAUGUUUAUACAUCCAGGCCCAGAACAAUUGGGCCGAUACAAGUCAAACUAAAAGCCUUGACUAAACGGGCCUAGUGACACAAAAACUGAUAUUUUCAAAAGGAUCUGGUGAUAUGUUUAGAGUGGAAUAUAUCUAUCUAUUUACAAUAGAGUUGGAAGAGGCUCAGCACAAACCCACUAAGAACUAAGCCAAAAAUCAGAUCCGACUCAUUAAAUAAAAUGGUGACUGCACUAGACAAACGGUACUUGAUUAUAAAUAAAAGACGUCAGAUUAAAAGAUGGGGGACCGUCGGAAACGCACAGAAACGUAUAGAAAAGGAGAGAGCCAUAGCUUCUUCAAUCACCACAAAAGUCUUGGACGAGACCAGACACCAAAAAUAAAGAGAUAGUUGUCUGGACGAUAUGUAUAGACGAACACUUCUAGUUUUUGUAACUGAGCGAGCUUUUUGUUUAUUUCUGAUUAUUAAUACUAAAAUCUACGGAUUUUUAUUUUAUAAUUCUUCAUCACUGACAGGAUAUGCAAUCCACAAAUAGGAUAAAUGAAUUUAAAUAAUAAUCUGUUAUUUGUGAAGACAAAAGGUGAGAAAGAAAAGGACAAGAGAGAGUCAAUGUCUAUAACGACUGUUUGUGUCCGAUCCCAGUUCAUGUCUUUAUAUGUCUCCUCCUUACAAGGUCGCUUUACAAUUUACUCUCUUUGUUGUUUGAGCUUUCAUCACUCUUUAUCGUCUAUCUUUUCAAAUUAACUCCAUAACUGUGGGAAAACCCCUUAAAAUUCUUGAAGCGUGCGUCGUUUACUAUCUCUACAAUUCAAGAUUUUAUUUACAACUCUGUUAGAUAACAACAGGUUUAUUCCAGUUUGAUUCAUAUAAAUUACCUUGUAUUAAUUUUCUUUUCUCUAUGGUUUGACAAUUGACACCAUAACUAGGGACUUAAUCUAAUUACUCACGGAACUUAAAAACACUCAUGAGUACUUUUACCUAAACGCGAUCAAUUUGCCAGUACAAAGUUAACGCUGAGAAGAGACUACAGCAAAGUUCUUAAUGAUAAAAAAUAUUAUACUAAUGUUCUUGUAAUUAAAUACUUGGUCCUUUAAUCUACGGAUUUCUAAGUAUUAAUUUUUACUUGACAUUAUCAAAGUCCCAAGGAGUAUAUAAUUCUAAACUUGACGUACAAAACUAUAGAUUAUACUUAUUAGAAAAAUAUUAACAAUCUUCAAUUGGCACGCAUCAAAACGUAUGGUCAAACAUGAGGAGUAUUACAUGCAAAACCAAAUCUGACCGACUAAAGAAGACAUUCAGAGAUCAGAUUUCAGAUCCAUUGGUUUAUCUCUGUGACGAAAUUGCCCUCGUGACAUGCAAAUAUUACUGGAUGGACAUAAAUGGAGACGCACGUAAUAACUAUUGACAAGGAGAGUCCUAAUGUUGACCUACAAUAUAACAAUAUAUAAACAGACACUUCAAAAUUAACCAUGGUUAGUCGCACGUGUUAUGCCCUCUGGUCAAAUAUGUUUUCUCAUUGUUGAUUUCUUGUUAUCAAUUCUUGUUCAUAUUAAUGUUUAAAGUUUAGUAAUGUUUUAAAUUUGAACUGGAAUAGUAUUUUCGGAUUCACAUAAACAUUACUAUAAAAAGCUGACACAAAAUGGCAAAAGCUUAAUGAUAAAAUCACUGUCAAAAGUUGUUCAGAAAAAGGGAUAUCACUGUUAAAAUAUGUUUUUGCGUUUACUUUUAAAAAAAAAAAAAAACUUAACUGUCAAUCGCGUAGAGUUUGGCGAAUUUAUAUAAUAUAUUUCAUAAAUGUAAUAGAUCUUGAACUAUAUUAAGUUUAUAUGCACGUAGAUAAUUAGAUUUUUUUUUGACUAAUUUGAUAUUGAGUGUUUAUUUACAAUGGCGUAGAUCGAACUCUUCGUGAUAAUAGAGAAGCUAUCUCUUACGACAAGAAAAUACAAAGACACAUGCGGAAAUUUAUUGAGCCUUGCUAUCAUCGUAGUAUUGAUAUCUGGAAAUAUGGGGUCUAGUUAUAGUUUUACAAGAGAGAUUUUCGAAAUGUUUUCUUUUUUUAAUUUCUUUCUAUAUCAAAAGCAUUUAGUUCAUUCUUUAAUUUGCAAGUGAAGCAUACAUUUUAAUAUUAUUAUUUACUCAAAAAGCAAUUGUAAAAACAUGAGUAACUAACCAUAUACUAGAUGCCGGACAUUAUGCAACAUUUUUAAUUUACAUCGUUACUUAAAAAAUUGCUACUUAUUUACUCAAAAGUCUAAAGGCAAUUUAAAACUUGAGAAACGAACCAAAGUAAAAUACAGGGAACUGUGCAGCAUGUUUAAUAAAACAUCUGAAUAUAGUUGCUUAUAUUGGUUAGAGAAAGACUGUUUGGUAUCAAACCGAUCCGGAUUUGAACAAUGUGUGGAUGAUUCUAGUUAGUCUUCGCAUGUGUUGUGAAUUGAUUCCAAACCUAUCAAACAUAAAAUGACACUAAAAGCAAAAUGUUUCUUAAUAUAGAUGAAUACAAAAAGUAUAAAAUACCACAUUCUUUGAAAAUAUUGAACUAUUUCAGAUAAUCAAAAUAUAUAAUAGAAACAUAAUCAAAUAGUAGUAAAAAUGAAUAAUCUUGAAAUGCAAUGAUAAACGGCAAAUAAUCUUUUAAUGUCUAUUUUUGACAAAAAAAAAUCUUUUAAUGUCUAUUUAGAUAUCACUUUGAAAUAAAUGUUAGAUAGACUGCUUGUAUACUUAUUAUAAGCAGCAGAGAAGUAGUAUAUGGGUUUAUGAGUCGUGAGUCGUGACCAUACUGAUAAAUGCUGUAUUUUAGGCAGUCAUAAAAACGAAAGCAGGACUGUAUUUUUGUAAAUCGUGUUAUUACCCUUUGAACAGAGUGGUCUUAAUAACCAAUUAACCAUGGUCAGCGACAGCAAAUUGAUAACAUGGAUAUCAUCAACAAACUAUCGUGUUCCGUAAACAAUAAGAUAAAAAUUAAAUGAUAUUGGGAUUACCAAACGGUUAACAUUAGUAAAUUCAAAGAACAAUUAAUGGCUGAGUUAGAAAAUAAAAUUUGAAUAGUUAAGUAAUUAGAUGCUUCUAAUCAGAUUUCAAGGAGAUAUGUCGGAAGCACCGACGACACGUGCGGACCCGUCACGUGCGCGAUUUAACUCUACUCGUAUGUCGAUAUUUUUCGUUAUAUAUCAAAUUUUAUAAUAUUUUUUUUACACUCCGUAUUGUCGAUUUUUAUGCCCGGAAUCAAGGGUUUGACUUACCAAAUUGUUACCAUUUUUGGGGCGUAAUUUAAAUGAUUUAAAACAUUACAUUUUUUUAUUUUUAAUCUGAUUAAAAUCAUAACAUGUGAAUGAGUUAAUGAAAGUUGAAAAAAUAAAUGGCUUUUAUAUAUAUUUAUUUUAUUUUCCAGAAAGCCAAACCUUUCUCCUUCAUAUACACGAACCCUUUUCAUUUCCCUCUGUACAACAAAAGUGAACUCUUAUCCGAUUCUGAAGCAGAAACUUAGCUGCAGAAUCUUCAGAUUCUCAAGAAACCAAGAGAAGGGUUUUUUAGAACAGAAUCUUCAAGAACUUGUCUCAGAUCUACUACUACUGUUCAAGGGAUUAUUACAUUUGUUAGAAAUGAUAAAUGUAAUGGAUCCGAUGAAAAGCGGAUCAGAGAAAGGUUUAGAUCCACAGCUAUGGCAUGCAUGUGCUGGCGGCAUGGUCCGUAUGCCACCUAUGAACUCCAAAGUCUUCUACUUCCCUCAAGGACACGCCGAAAACGCUUACGACCACGUAGAUUUCAAGAACCUCCCUAUCCCUCCCAUGGUUCUAUGCCGUGUCUUGGCCAUCAAGUACAUGGCUGAUCCUGAAUCCGACGAGGUUUUCGCCAAACUGAGACUGAUCCCUUUAAAAGACGACGAUCACGACUACGGAGAUGGUCAAGAAGGUAAUGGUUUCGAGACUAACAGCGAGAAGACUCCUUCCUUUGCCAAGACUCUGACUCAGUCCGAUGCUAACAACGGUGGGGGAUUCUCAGUCCCGCGCUACUGCGCGGAAACGAUCUUCCCGAGGCUAGACUACAACGCUGAGCCGCCUGUUCAGACCAUUCUCGCCAAAGAUGUUCACGGAGAUGUAUGGAAGUUCAGACAUAUCUACAGAGGGACGCCGCGUCGGCAUCUCCUCACUACGGGGUGGAGUAACUUCGUGAACCAGAAGAAGCUUGUGGCGGGAGACUCCAUCGUCUUCAUGAGAGCUGAGAGUGGAGAUCUCUGCGUAGGGAUCAGGAGAGCUAAGAGAGGAGGGAUCGGUAAUGGACCUGAGUAUUCGCCUGGUUGGAACCCUAUCGGUGGAAGCUGCGGCUACUCUUCUCUUUUGAGAGAAGAUGAGAGUAAUAGUUUGAGGAGGAGUAACUGUUCUCUUGCCGAUAGAAAAGGAAAGGUGGCGGCUGAGUCUGUCAUAGAGGCCGCCACGCUUGCUAUUAAUGGAAGGGGCUUUGAGGUUGUGUACUAUCCUAGGGCUAGCACGUCUGAGUUUUGCGUCAAGGCGUUGGAUGCUAGGGCGGCGAUGCGGAUUCCUUGGUGCUCAGGUAUGAGGUUUAAAAUGGCGUUUGAGACAGAAGAUUCGUCGAGGAUUAGCUGGUUUAUGGGGACUGUGUCGGCUGUUAGUGUCUCUGAUCCUAUCCGUUGGCCUAACUCCCCUUGGCGGCUUCUACAGGUGGCUUGGGAUGAGCCGGACCUACUCCAAAACGUGAAGCGGGUUAACCCGUGGUUAGUCGAACUGGUAUCCAACGUACAUCCCAUCCCACUUACGUCGUUUUCGCCGCCGAGGAAGAAGAUGAGGCUUCCUCAGCAUCCGGAUUACAACAAUCUAAUCAACUCAAUCCCAGUACCUUCUUUCCCAAGCAACCCUCUCAUAAGAUCAAACCCGUUAAGCUCUGUUCUGGACAACGUUCCCGUGGGUUUACAGGGAGCCAGGCAUAAUGCUCAUCAGUACUACGGGUUAUCAUCUUCUGAUCUCCACCAUUACUACUUAAACAGACCACCUCCACCACCACAACCAUCAGCUCUCCCUCUUUCUCAGCCAUUAGGGUUGCGAAACAUCGAUAGCAGGAACGAGAAAGGGUUCUGUUUCUUGACCAUGGGGACAACACCGUGUAAUGAUGAUACAGAAUCUAAGAAGUCUCACAUUGUCUUGUUCGGGAAGCUGAUACUACCUGAGGAGCAGAUCUCAGAGAAAGGGUCAACGGAUACUGCAAACACGUCAGGCGGAUCGAAACUAUCUUCAUCUGAAGAAGGUUCACCUUGCUCCAACAAAGCUCAUGAUGCAGCAGGUUUGGAGACUGGGCACUGUAAAGUGUUUAUGGAGUCAGACGACGUGGGUCGAACGUUAGACCUGUCGGUUCUUGGCUCGUACGAGGAGCUGAGUAGGAAACUCUCUGACAUGUUUGGGAUUCAAAAGGCUGAGAUGUUGAGCUCUGUUCUCUAUAGGGAUGCGUCUGGUGCCAUCAAGUACGCAGGAAACGAACCUUUCAGUGAGUUCUUGAAGACAGCUCGGAGAUUGACGAUUGUGACUGAGCAAGGAAGCGAGAGCGUUGUAGUAUAGAUGGGUUGAGUGCUUUUGUUGGAGCUUGGAAGUCAAAGCUUUGGAGCUUGAAGCGUUUUUUAAUUUUAUUAUUUUAGUUCCACUAUUUUGAAUUUUCUGUAAUUUUCAAAAUACAGUCGCAAUCUAUUGGCAAAUAAAUAGAUUCAUCUUCCCUCUUUUUUUUUCAAGAUCACCAAUGUGUAUAUCUUUAAUUUUUUUGUAAGACCGUUUCAAAACAUCGAAUCAGCGACCUAGCUGAUCGAAUCAAAUUAUUAGUACCUAA
Molecule: messenger RNA, 5942 nt
Organism: Brassica rapa (field mustard)
Lineage: Eukaryota; Viridiplantae; Streptophyta; Magnoliopsida; Brassicales; Brassicaceae
Gene: ARF16-2
Product: auxin response factor 16
Biological process (GO): regulation of DNA-templated transcription; response to hormone
Cellular component (GO): nucleus
Molecular function (GO): DNA binding
Source: RefSeq, a predicted model, not a curated record